AAUAUAAUGAUACUAGAACGUGUUAAGUACUGUCACUAGCUGUUUUUGAUUGCAUCAAGUGUAAAUUCAUUAGAUUCUGAAUAAGGACUAAAUUAAACAAUUACUAAUUAGUUUUUAGAACGACAAUUAGAUUAUGUAACCACGCAUAAAGCAUCGGUUGUGCGUCAUCUAAUUUUUUUAUAAUAAUUAAAUUAUCUUGUUGCAGAUUGAGUGCUGUCUGACAUUUGUGCUCUUCGUAAUUAUCUUAACAGAAUCGAAAAUUAUUUUACAUAACAUAAAUAACAAUUUCAAUUAAUGAUGUUAUCGAAAAACAUAUAAUAAUGCGAAAUAUAAACAGGCUAUAUCAAAAAGCAUUAAGAAAAUAUCCUGAAUAUUAAUGGGACUUGGUGAUCAAAUUGCACAGAACUUCAUAGAUGAUUCGAAAAACAUUGAUUUUGUACGUACAAUGCAAUUUGCAGGAAUUGGUUUUUUCAUUACUGGUCCAGCGACAAGAACAUGGUAUGGGAUUUUAGAUAAAUACAUAGGCUCCAAAGGUUCCUCCGUUGCUAUUAAGAAAGUUGCCUGUGAUCAAUUAUUUUUUGCACCUUCAUUCAUAGCAGUUUUGCUAGUUGCUAUUGGUAUUUGUCAAGAAAAAGACAUUGCAAAACUAAAGGUUAAAAUAGCAAAUGAAUACAGAGAUAUUUUAAUAAAUAAUUAUAAGCUAUGGCCUAUGGUACAACUUUUGAACUUUUCUAUAGUACCUUUGAAUUAUCAAGCACUAGUUGUGCAAUCAGUUGCUUUACUGUGGAAUAGUUAUAUUUCAUAUAGAACAAGUCUAGAUAAACAUAACGAAUUUAAAUAAAUAAAUAUGAUUAAAUGACAUUCUAACUCAAAUGACAAUUCUAGCUAUAGUAUUUGUACAAUGAAUCAUUCCAUAAUAUUAGUAACAUAUGUUUGUAAUGUCAAGAGAGUUAUAUUGAAAUCUUUUAUUAAAUUAUAACAAAAACGAGAAA
Molecule: messenger RNA, 992 nt
Organism: Pogonomyrmex barbatus (red harvester ant)
Lineage: Eukaryota; Metazoa; Arthropoda; Insecta; Hymenoptera; Formicidae
Gene: Mpv17
Product: Mitochondrial inner membrane protein MPV17
Biological process (GO): regulation of mitochondrial DNA metabolic process
Cellular component (GO): membrane; cytoplasm; mitochondrion
Molecular function (GO): channel activity
Source: RefSeq, a predicted model, not a curated record